Molecule: messenger RNA, 2047 nt
Organism: Quercus robur (English oak)
Lineage: Eukaryota; Viridiplantae; Streptophyta; Magnoliopsida; Fagales; Fagaceae
Product: transcription factor bHLH30-like
Exons: 2
Coding region: 494-1558 (354 amino acids)
Biological process (GO): regulation of DNA-templated transcription
Molecular function (GO): DNA-binding transcription factor activity; protein dimerization activity
Source: RefSeq, a predicted model, not a curated record
GUGCAGAAGAGCAAAGAAAAAAACAAAGAAACCAAAAAGAUACCAACAAAGCACAAAGGAAAAGGAAAGGCUUGGCUAAGGCAAAGGAUAAAAAGGGUCAUCACUCACUCACUCACUCACCCCCCACAAAGGCUUGUGGCAGGAAAAACCUACCCAAGUGAAAGAGAUAUCAUCAUCAUAUACCACAAGAGAGAGAGAGAGAUAGCUAGAUAGAGAGGACUCUCUGAAACACCAAGAUCAUCAUCUUUCAUCCAUCAAGAUAUAUCAAACAAGGUCUGUCUGUCUGCCUUAUUUUCUUUUCAAGCAUUUCUUCCUUUAGUAAUAAUACCCUUUUUCACUCUCUUAUUCCUAGUGUGAAACAAAACCAACUUCCUUACCUUUUUCUUUGAAUUCUCUCUCUCUUAUUCAGAUCAGAAAGCAAUACAAGUUCCAACUUGUUCCAUAUUUUUAGUUACAUAUAUACAUAGAGAGAAAGCUAGAGAGAAAGAGAGAGAUGUGUGGAAAGAAAGAAGAUGAUCAAGGAGAGUGUUCUCAAAGUGUCAAUAAUAUUAACAUACAAAGUUUCCAGGAACAGUUACUUCUUCAACAACACCAACAGAUGCAACAACACCAUCAUCAUCAACAACAACAACAAAAUAGUGACAUAUAUGGAGGCGGAAGAGGAUUGAUUUUCCCUGAGCCAAUCUUACAACCAUGGUCUCUCCCUCCAGUCCAUGCCUUCAACCAAGCUCACUUUGCCACAAACCCUGUCCGAGACCAUGACCCAUUUCUGGUCCCUCCACCACCAUCAUCGUAUGCCAGUUUAUUCAACAGAAGAGCUCCUUCUCUACAGUUUGCCUAUGAUGGUCCAUCUUCAGAUCAUCUCAGAAUCAUAUCUGACACUCUUGGACCUGUUGUUCAAUCCGGUUCAGCUCCUUUUGGGCUUCAAGCUGAGUUGGGCAAACUCACUGCCCAAGAAAUCAUGGAUGCUAAGGCUCUUGCUGCUUCUAAGAGUCAUAGUGAAGCUGAGAGGAGGAGAAGAGAAAGAAUCAACAACCAUCUUGCUAAGCUGCGUAGCUUAUUGCCCAGCACCACCAAAACGGACAAAGCUUCAUUAUUAGCAGAAGUAAUACAACACGUUAAAGAGCUAAAGCGCCAGACUUCUUUGAUAGCAGAAACGAGUCCAGUACCCACUGAAGUAGACGAGCUAACCGUGGAUACAUCUGAUGAGGAUGGUAAGUUUGUGAUCAAAGCCUCACUUUGCUGCGAGGAUAGGUCUGAUCUUUUGCCUGAUCUCAUCAAAACUUUGAAAGCUUUACGUUUAAGAACUUUAAAAGCUGAGAUUACAACACUUGGGGGUCGUGUAAAAAACGUUCUUUUCAUUACUGGGGAAGAGGAUUCAAGUAGUAGCGACGAGCAAAACCAAAACCAAAACCAGCAUCAACAGCAACAUUGUAUAAGUUCAAUUCAAGACGCGCUUAAAGCAGUGAUGGAAAAGACUAAUGGGGAUGAGUCUUCUUCUGGGAAUGUUAAGAGGCAAAGGACUAAUGUGAAUAUCCUUGAACACAGGUCGAUUUAAUUUACUAAGACCUUACAUGCACUUUCUUGUGAUCUUUUUUCAUCAUUAUCUUCUUCUUCUUCUUCUUCUAUCUUCUUUUUGUUUUGCUUGUGGGAGUGGUUUUUUGGUGUGUUUAUUAUUAUGUAUUUCCACCAAUGAACAAAUAGGUAAUGAUGGUAUGUUUUGUGUACUUGCAUCACUACAAAAAAUAGGAAAAAUGUGUUUUGGUGUAUAUGUGUGUAUGAGUGAGAGAGAGAGAGAAAGAAAGAAAGAGAGAGAUGGGUUUGUGGUUUGGUGGGAUUUCUCAUUUUAAUUAUUUUGUUUUGUUUUGGUUUGGUGGUUCAGAAACUGCACGUAGAUGUGCUUAGUUUGUUAGAUAAGGAAAAAACAGUGAGGGAUCUUUUUCGUAGGGAGAGAAACCUUAUUUUAAAUCCUAACAUAGAAAAUGUGGACUUCAUGGGCUCUCUCUGAUCCGAUUUGAACUCAAACAUGCAGUCUGUGGUUUUGUUU